AUGGCUAUCCUGUCGACCGACUAUCUUGACUUUGCUUUCGUCUCCGAGGACCCGGCACAGAAGGAGCGCAUCAAGGCUAUCUUGUCAAGCGAUUCCGAGGGAAAGAUGAUCGUCAAGAACUUCCCUGCAAACGGCUUCGGACAAAACCAAUUCAUCAUAGUCCCAAAUAGCGAAGUCACAAUCGUUGAUAAUUUCAAGCUCCGAUCAAUACCAAUGGCGACAGACUGCAAGUGCCUUCCCACGACCGUCAAGUCGGUAAUGCCUAUGGGAUGCAUCCGAGACUGCAAGCCACCCCAGGACCGGAGUUUCGGCAAUGGCUAUGACAUGCAUUCAUUCCCGCUCCAUGGAAUGCCAGCCGCGACCGUCAAGGAGCCUCUGUAG
Molecule: messenger RNA, 381 nt
Organism: Mollisia scopiformis
Lineage: Eukaryota; Fungi; Ascomycota; Leotiomycetes; Helotiales; Mollisiaceae
Exons: 2
Coding region: 1-381 (126 amino acids)
Source: RefSeq, a predicted model, not a curated record